Messenger RNA from Brassica rapa (field mustard), 2219 nucleotides. Its product is annotated as protein NRT1/ PTR FAMILY 2.13. NCBI's taxonomy places the organism in Eukaryota, Viridiplantae, Streptophyta, Magnoliopsida, Brassicales, Brassicaceae. Gene Ontology annotation, cellular component: membrane. The record is from RefSeq and is a predicted model, not a curated record. Gene Ontology annotation, biological process: transmembrane transport. Gene Ontology annotation, molecular function: transmembrane transporter activity.
ACAUUACACUCAUAAAAGCUUCUAACGGAGAGAAAGUGUACAAGUAAUGUGCCCGCUCUCAACCUUUAUCAAUCACUUAAUGUGAUUACCUUGAUUUGUUUAUAUAUUGCAAGAGUGAGAAUCGCAUCUCACAAUUCCACCCUUAAAAUCGAAGUGAGAACAUUCUGAGUGUGUGCAAAAAAAAAAGAGAGAACAUUCUGAGUGUAGUCUCCGAAAAUGGGUUUGAAAGAUACAAAGGAUGGUACUUCGUUGCCACGAUCGUCCCCUAGUUUCUCCAGAGCUACAAAACCGUCGCCUGAGAUGCAUGCUGUCAACUCGUACAAUCCUAAAAGUACGUCGGAUUCUUUUUCGGAUGGUGAGAAGGUUGAGAAAAAGCCUGGAGGCUGGAGAGCCGUCACGUUCAUUUUAGGAAAUGAAACGCUUGAGAGACUGGGAACGAUUGGGUUGUUGUCAAACUUCAUGGUGUAUCUAACCAGAGUGUUCCACUUAGAACAAGUCGACGCUUCAAAUGUCAUCAACAUUUGGUCAGGUUUCACCAAUCUCACUCCUCUCGUCGGCGCGUUUAUCUCAGACGCUUACGUCGGCCGUUUCAAAACCAUUGCUUUUGCCUCAUUCGCCACCCUCCUCGGACUAGUGACAUUGACACUCACAGCAUCGCUUCCUCAACUCCACCCAGCAACAUGCAACAGCAAAGAUCCAGUCAGUUGCGGCGGUCCGAACAAGCUUCAGUUCGGGAUUUUGCUAUUAGGUCUCGGUUUCCUCUCCAUAGGGAGUGGAGGAAUAAGACCAUGUAGCAUCCCUUUUGGUGUUGACCAGUUUGACCAACGAACCGAGGAAGGGAUUAAAGGAGUAGCAAGUUUCUUCAACUGGUAUUACAUGACUUUCACUAUAGUUCUGCUUAUUACACAGACCGUGGUCGUGUAUAUCCAAGACCAAGUCAGCUGGGUCAUCGGCUUUAGUGUACCCACUGGACUCAUGGCAUGUGCGGUUGUUAUGUUUUUCGCCGGAAUGAAGCUUUACGUAUACGUUAAACCUGAGGGAAGUAUAUUCUCUGGUAUAGCUCAAGUUGUUGUGGCAGCUCGUAAGAAGCGAAAGAUGAAACUCCCUGAGGAAGACGACGGCACUGUGACCUACUAUGACCCUCCUGUCAAAGAAAGCGUGUUAUCCAAGUUACACCAUAGUAACCAAUUCAGGUUUCUAGACAAAGCGGCGGUGAUAAUAGAAGGCGACCUAACACCCGAGGGAGUUCCGGCCAACAAGUGGCGGCUAUGCAGCAUUCAAGAAGUGGAGGAAGUAAAGUGUUUGAUCCGAAUAGUUCCUGUUUGGUCGGCCGGAAUAAUAUCACUCGCGGCAAUGUCACAGCAAGGAACGUUCACGGUCUCUCAAGCUUUGAAAAUGGACCGACAUAUGGGUCCUAACUUCGAGAUUCCGGCCGGUUCUCUCUCCGUCAUCUCUCUCCUCACCAUCGGCGUCUUUCUUCCCUUAUACGACCGUGUUUUAGUCCCGUUUCUCCGCCGCAUCACCGGCCAUAAAUCAGGUAUCACACUCCUCCAACGUAUCGGGACAGGCAUCGUUUUCGCUAUCCUUUCCAUGAUCGUUGCUGGGCUCGUGGAGCGCAAGAGACGCAUACGCUCCAUCAACGCCGGAGAUCCGACAGGUAUGACCCCGAUGUCAGUGUUUUGGCUCUCUCCUCAGCUAAUCCUGAUGGGACUAUGCGAAGCGUUUAACAUCAUCGGACAGAUUGAGUUCUUCAACAGUCAGUUUCCGGAGCACAUGAGAAGCAUUGCUAACUCCCUCUUCUCUUUGUCCUUCGCCGGUUCGAAUUACCUUAGCAGUUUGAUAGUGACGACGGUUCAUAGAUUCUCCGGUGGUCAUGACCGUCCUGAUUGGCUGAACAAAAAUCUCAACGCGGGAAAAUUGGAUUAUUUCUACUAUCUGAUCGCGGUUUUGGGUGUGUUUAAUCUGGUUUACUUUUGGUAUUGUGCUCGUGGAUACCGGUACAAGGUCGGUUUACAGAUGGGAGAUUUCGAGGAUAACAAGAGUUUCUCUGAUGUUGAGAUGAGUUCCAAAAAACAGCUGAAGUGAUUUAAUAAUGUCGCUGGGAACAAAAAGAAGAUGAUCGAUGUUGUUUUAUAAUUACUAUUAUGACAAUGUAUCUAUUAUGUAAUAUACAAGAACUAGAUUAUAUAAUCUAUUUUACCUUCUGUUUUUACCAGAUA